Messenger RNA from Phragmites australis (common reed), 2512 nucleotides. RefSeq lists its product as uncharacterized. The record is from RefSeq and is a predicted model, not a curated record. Bases 1165 to 2178 code for a protein of 337 amino acids. The transcript is spliced from 6 exons. NCBI's taxonomy places the organism in Eukaryota, Viridiplantae, Streptophyta, Magnoliopsida, Poales, Poaceae. Gene Ontology annotation, molecular function: sulfotransferase activity.
ACUAAUUAAUCAUCAACCACUUGGUGAAAACCAAGUAAGCAAGAAAACUCCUUAGUGCAAUGUUCCAUGCAUUUGGACGUCUUGGUUCCCCCUCAGAUUGUUGAGCUUUGCAUCUUGCUGAGUUUGUUUGUAAGUUUGCUAUCAUAUUCUCUCCCCUUCUUCAAGCUGUCGUUGGAGGGGGAUUGGAAUGCUUACGCAUUGCCUGAAGAAAAUUUGGGCACUUUAUUUACGUAGUCUUGUCUAAUCCAGGUGCAAUAAUGUUGGUCGUGAUUACCUUCGGAGAAAUUUUCGUAAACCGAGUUUAGGCUUCGUUAAGCCAUCCUUGGUUACACUGGUGGUUGCUAUCUCUUUCUUGCUAAACCACUUUAAUUCAUGUACCUGUCAGCCUGUCACAAUCUUAAACCUUGCUCGUGUAGUACCAAAACUCGCGACUCUUUCCUCGACUUGUAAUGUUGCAAGCAAUUGUUGGUUCUUACCUACAAAAUAGUAGGUGAUGCCGUUGGGAGUUGACAAUCAGGGGAAAAGGGCUAGUCACUGUGCUGAAUUCUCUAGCUAGAUUGAGAGAUGCUGAAUAGAUGAAAAUGUGUGUAUUAGCAGAUCCUACACGAACAUAAACUGCCUUUCCUUGUCACCUUAUUGAACAUACUUUUCACACUUAUGAUUGCUCCUUCAGAAACAAGUUGUGUAUGCGGCGGCACAACAAGGGGAGGGCUCUUUAUUUAUCAGUCUUUGUGCAAUCAAGCCUGACAUGAUUGUCCUUUUUCUACCUAAUCCUGUACAAUCAUUGGCAUAACUAUCCCCAUGAUUGCUGUACUUUGCAUUUCGUAGCCCAGAAUCAUAAAAAAAAUUAAAUGUUUUAGCAGAAACAUGUUCUUAAGCUGCUAAAUAUUGAAAUCAAUUUUGUUCGUGGUCACACUUUUGCGGUGCUAAUGUCCUUGCAUUCCGUGGAAGCAAAGACCUGUUACAGUCCAAAAUGUGUAUAUUUUUCUUUGCACAAGGGCUAACUUUGAAAUUAUAUAAAUGCAAUGCAGUAUAACUAAUCCACAAAAGGUGAGGCGUGCUAUCAAUGAGGACAGAUGAUGUUGAUUUCUUGCUCACAUGCUAUGCAAGGAUAACAAUCAGUCAAUUGAUGUAGCAAAUGCUAUUGCAAAAUUGCAAUAGAGAAUGAGUGCUCAUUCAUUAAAAAGUUCAAAGGGACCAGUGUUUCCUCUACGAUCCAUUCUCGUAUUCUUCAUUGCAUUAUUUGGAUUCUAUGUUUGCUACUUCUCCUUUAAUCAGAUAGCUUUUGAAAAUGAAGAAAAGUUGACCAGCGAAGAAGAACAUACAGAAAUUCCUUGCAGAAAACCUGCAAUUCCACAUGAGCAGAUGCGAUAUGUACACUUUCCAAAGCCUAUGACUUAUGGCAGGGCCGAGUGUGCAUGUACUCCAGUCCGUUUCUUUGUUAUUGUAUCUAUGCAAAGAUCAGGGAGUGGGUGGUUUGAGACUUUGCUGAAUAGCCACCCUAACGUCAGCUCAAAUGGCGAAAUCUUCUCUGUGAGAGAUAGAAGAGAAAAUAUCUCAUCUAUUUUGAGGACUCUGGAUAAAUUGUAUAAUAUGGACUUGACCACUAGCGCAGCAAAAAAUGGAUGCACAGCAGCAUUUGGAUUGAAAUGGAUGCUAAAUCAGGGACUUAUGGAACAUCAUCAAGACAUUGUUAACUAUUUAAACAAGAAAGGUGGCAUGGUGAUAUUUCUUUUCAGGAGAAAUACGCUAAGGAGGCUUAUCUCUGUGUUGGCUAACAACUAUGAUAGAAAAACAAAACAGUUGAAUGGCAUUCAUAAAUCACACGUUCACUCAAAAGAGGAGGCUGAGAUACUUGCAAGAUUCAAGCCAAAGAUGGACUUAUCAAUUUUGAUUCCAAGCAUCAGAAAUGCUGAACAAUCCAUGAGAACUUGCUUGGGUCGCUUCAGCAGCACGCGCCACAUGGUCCUAUAUUAUGAGGAUGUGAUCCGCGACAAAAAUGAAUUGUCUCGAGUGCAAGAGUUUCUCGGAGUUCCUGUGAGGAAGCUGUUCAGCAAGCAUGUGAAGAUCCAUACCGGCCCCCUUCCGGAUCUCGUCGAUAACUGGGAGGAUGUGAGCGAGAUGCUAAACGGGACAGCAUAUGCUCGUUUUCUUGAUGAUGCAGACUAUGUCAAGUAAUGUCUUGUGCUUACAUGAGGAUCAAAUGGACCAUACUUGAAUUAUCAACAAAGGGUUCAAAAUAUGUCUUUUUCUUUUUUCUCUCCUCACAAACGCAUAACAGGGUUGCAGUUGCUACGGCAUUCUUCUGUAAGCAGUAGGUAGUUGAAAGGAUGAGGGAAGCAGAGUCACAGAGAUGAGAAAACUUGAUGUGUUCUUUUCCCUCUUAGAUUUUGUAUAGGUUUAUUGGUUUUCGGGGGGCCAACGAUGGUGGCUCACAAUUGAGUUCCAUCUAUAAAAUUCUUCCUAGGAAACAACAAUGAGCAGAUGCCAUUUAACAAUUUUUGCAAUUAAA